CAAAAUCUAAUAAUCAAUCAACUUAAAUUGUAAAUUUAUUGUUUAGAUUUUAAAUUUAUUUAUUCCAAAUUGAAAUCCACAUUAAAUCCGUUUUUUCCUGUGCACUCUGACAGAUUGCUGGAAACUUUUAUUGUUAUGUGCAGUCCAAUUGCAGCAUUCGGUGAAAGUGCACCGAGUUCCCAACGCAGCGCAUCCCAUUUACAUGCCAUUAAUAAUAAUAAAAUAUUCAUAAAAUUCAUUAGCCGCUCUCCGACCGAACACUUGCACUGUAAAGUAAACAAAUUGUGAUUGUUUUUCCCGAGCGAGAUUGCUUGAAAAGUGUAUUGUAUUGUAUUGUAUUGGAAAAAAAAAGUGCUCGUGGUCAAAAUCAAUGGCGCUGCCUUGAACGCCACCAACUAUCAGUACCAACUGGCGGAGCAGGGAACACCAGCUCCGGAUCUCCAGAUCGUGGACAUUCUGCUCGAAGAUCAGAACAUGGUCCGAGCCUGGGGCAGCAACCUGACGGCCAUUACCUGGGCCCAUGCCGUGAACAACCAACAGCUGCUGGACGAGGCCCUUUCAGCCGACAUUGAUUUCAUCGAGGCGGACAUAUCUCUGGGAAAACUGAAUGGGGAGGGCGAAGACCUGCCGGUGAUGGCCCAUCCCCCGGCCAACAUCUCCGAUCUCACACUGGCCGAGUUCCUCAAUCAAAUCAUGGACUUUAACCGGAAUCACCAGGGCCAAGAGAAGGGCAUCAAACUGGACUUUAAGUCCAUCGAAGUCUUCGAGGGCUCCCUGGAUAUUCUUGAUGCCAACAUUCCAAAUAUGACCUAUCCAAUUUGGAUAAACGCUGAUAUCCUGAGUGGACCCGUAGACCAGAAUAAAACUGUUCCGGUUGACCCGGAUCGGUUCUUCGCCGGCUGCAAUCGAUACAAGCAGGCGGUACUGUCCAUCGGCUGGACCACCAACUGGGGCGCCGACUUUCGGGAGGGAGAGUACACGGAGGAGCACUGCAAUGCCAUGCUCGAAACACUGACCCAGAACAAUGUGCUGUUUACCGGCCAAGGCAUCACCUUCCCGGUAAGGGCCGGAAUCGCCGCUAAUAGCGAGGAUCAACUACACAAGCUGGUGGCAUCGGUGAAUGGAACAAAUGAGAGCACCCUAACCGUCUGGUCGUCGGCCGGCGACUAUGUGGAUGUGGCCAAACUGCGGAAGCUGAUCCUGGGCUUUGGGGUGUCGCGGGUGUAUCUGGAUGUGCCGGAGGAACUGGCUGCUGAACUGGACUUGGGAAACACCCGAAACGGAGCAAGCACUUACAAAUCGUUGUUUGGUUUCGGAUUUGUCAGCCUGUGCUUCUGGGCUAUCUCCAGCUGGCUUCAGAGAUUCUAAAGUGACAGAUUUUUGAUAAAAUUUUCUACAACUUGUUGCCAGUUUUAGGGGUUUUUUUUUUUUAAAUUACACAACGUGUUGUUUUUAUUUUAAUUUUAAAUAAAUAUGAAAUGUGAAGUUUAUUAUUGAAUUCUUUUCAUUAUUUCCAAAAAAAAACUGUUAUUCAAAUAGCUUAGCUAUUUUUUCUAUUUUAACUUCAUUUUUUAACUUUUAAUCAUUUUCGUAACAAAGCUUCAUUAAAAUGUAACAUUAAUCUAGAGUUUUUGUAAAGAUAUGUUUAGGAAUUAGGAAUUAGAUGCUAGGCGUUUUGUAAUAAAAAUAUUCAACUGCAAUUUUAUAAAAACUCUGACAUCUUUCGAAUAAGCAUUUUUUAUUUAUUC
Drosophila ananassae is the source of this 1748-nucleotide messenger RNA. Its product is annotated as protein FAM151B. The record is from RefSeq and is a predicted model, not a curated record. NCBI's taxonomy places the organism in Eukaryota, Metazoa, Arthropoda, Insecta, Diptera, Drosophilidae. The coding region runs from base 475 to 1368 and encodes 297 amino acids. The transcript is spliced from 4 exons.